Molecule: messenger RNA, 505 nt
Organism: Eruca vesicaria subsp. sativa (arugula)
Lineage: Eukaryota; Viridiplantae; Streptophyta; Magnoliopsida; Brassicales; Brassicaceae
Source: the annotation of a GenBank genome assembly
UUGGUCCAAAGCUCAUAUCAGAAAUGGAGAGACGAUCUAUUGCAUUGUUCACCAUCUUCCUUAUUGUCCUCUGCUUCCCCAUCUCAUCAGAUUCUCAGAAGCGCAGUCCACCAAUAAACUUACACGACCAAGAACCAGCCCAUGAGGUUACAAUCAAAGACAUAAAAGGAGAAAAAGAAGAAGAUAAGAGUAUUGACAUGUUCCGAGUAGGGACAGGAUCUCGUGGAGUUACAGGUGGAAAAGGUGGAGGCCGGAAAGCAUCUCCAAAGCGUAACGCCGCCAAGGAACACCGGCCACAGUUGUUCUUCUCCACCACCUCCGUUCUCUUCAGCGGGUUUAUAAUGCUUUCACUAACUUCUUUCGACAUGUAAAUAAGAUUAUUAUGUUGUGCCUAAAUCUCUUAACUUAGAGUUUAACAUAUGUUAACUGGGUAAUUGUAAACUUUGAACUCUACCACAUCUUAUGAGGAAUAAGAAUAACACAGGACAUUAAGCAUGAAUUUAUA